Messenger RNA from Engraulis encrasicolus (European anchovy), 10963 nucleotides. RefSeq names its product neurofibromin 1a (gene nf1a). Gene Ontology annotation, biological process: regulation of GTPase activity. Bases 180 to 8552 code for a protein of 2790 amino acids. Lineage: Eukaryota; Metazoa; Chordata; Actinopteri; Clupeiformes; Engraulidae. The record is from RefSeq and is a predicted model, not a curated record. The transcript has 60 exons.
UUCACUGGAUCCGAGGAAUGAAACUUCCGGUGGUGUGUCAUGGCGGCAUGGCAGAAUAUGCUUGAAGUGAAAAAAUAACCAACCCCCACAGCUGUCCUUCGUUAGCUGGUGUUGGGGUUUGUAGGUUGAACAUUAUUUGCGGUUGUAUUGCACUUGGGAUCAGCAAGACCUGGCCUGCCAUGGCGGCACACAAGCCCGUGGAAUGGGUCCAGGCUAUUAUAAAUAAAUUCGACGAGCAGCUUCCGAUCAAAACAGGACAACAGAGCACCCAUUCCAAAGUCAACACAGAGCACAACAAGGAAUGCCUCAUCAACAUCUCCAAGUACAAGUUCUCCCUCGUCAUCAGUGGCCUCACAAAUAUUCUCAAAAAUGUGAACAACAUGCGGAUCUUCAGCGAAACGCAAGAGAAGAACCUUUACCUCUCCCAGCUCAUCAUCCUGGACACGCUGGAGAAGUGCCUGGCAGGGCAACCAAAGGACUGCCUGCGUCUGGACGAGGCCAUGCUGGUGAAGCAGCUGCUGCCGGAGAUCUGCCACUUCAUCCACACGUAUCGCGAGGGCCACCCGCACACGGCCGACCUGCGCGCCUCCGCCUCGGGCGUGCUCUUCUCACUCAGCAGCAACAACUUCAACGCCGUCUUCAGCCGCAUCUCCACACGCAUGCAAGAACUGACAGUAUCUCCAGAGGACACGGUAGACGUCCAUGACAUCGAACUCAUCCAGUACAUCAAUGUGGACUGUGCCAAGUUAAAAAGACUGCUACAAGAGACAGUAUUCAAAUUUAAAGCUCUGAAGAAACCUGCCCAACUUGCAGUCAUCAACAGCUUAGAGAAGGCCUUUUGGAACUGGGUGGAGUACUAUCCGGAUGAGUUUACCAUGCUGUAUCAGAGGCCACAGACGGACAUGGCUGACUGUGCGGAGAAGCUGUUUGACCUGGUGGACAGCUUUGCGGAGAGUGCCAAGAGGAAGGCGGCAGUGUGGCCCCUGCAGAUCAUCCUCCUCAUCCUCUGCCCCGAGAUCACCCAGAGCAUCACCAAAGAGGUCGUGGACGACAGCAAGGCCAACAAGAAGCUGUUCCUGGAGAACUUGCGUAAGGCCCUGACGGGCCACGGAGGCAGCAAGCAGCUGACGGAGAGUGCGGCCAUCGCCUGUGUCAAGCUCUGCAAGGCCUCCACCUACAUCAACUGGGAGGACAACUCCGUCAUCUUUCUCCUCGUGCAGUCCAUCGUCAUGGACCUCAAGGCGCUGCUCUUUAACCCGACCAAGCCCUUCUCGCGGGGGACCGGCAGCCAGAGUGCAGAUGUGGACCUCAUGAUCGACUGCUUCGUCUCCUGCUUCCGCAUCAACCCACACAACAACCAGCACUUCAAGGUCUGCCUCGCCUCCAGCUCCCCCCAGACCUUCCACUUUGUCCUGGUCAACUCCCUCCACAGAAUCAUCACCAAUUCUCAUUUGGACUGGUGGCCGAAGAUCGACGCGGUGUACUGCUACUCAGGAGAGCUGCGCACCAUGUUUGCAGAGACACUAGCCAGAGUCAUGCAGGGACACACAGGCGCACACGCACCUUUACGGCUAACGACGGUGAGACACACACACGCACCUUUACGGCUAACAACGAGCCAAUCACUGAAGGAGAAGAUGACGACGAGCCUUAAGUUUAAAGACAAAUCGACAGAAAUGGACUCCCGGUGUCUACUGCUGGCACUGGUCAAGCUGAUCCAUGCGGACCCCAAACUAAUGCUGCAUAACCCUGGUAAGCCGGGUCAGGAGAUCCAGGGCAGUACAGCCGACCUGGUCAUCGGCCUGGUGCAGCUGGUGCCCCACAGCAGCUCAGCCGAGAUCUCAGUGGAGGCCAUGGAGGCGUUGUUGGUGUUACAUCAGCCUGAAAUCAUAGACUUGUGGAACCCUGACGCUCCAAUCGAGGCGUUCUGGGAUAUCAGCUCCAAGAUUCUCACCUUCAUCUGCAAGAAGCUCAUCGGCCAUCAGAUGAUGAACAGCACAGAGAUCCUCAAGUGGCUGCGGGAAAUCCUCAUCUGUAGGAACAAGUUCCUCCACAAGAACAAGGAGAGUGCGACGGUGGGCAGUGGCGUCUCCACGUGUAAGGAGGCGCAGACCAAGCUGGAGGUGUCCCUCUACACCUUCCUGUGGAGCCCGGACAUGGAGGCGGUGCUGGUGGCCAUGUCCUGCUUCAGACACCUGUGCGAGGAGGCCGACAUCCGCUGCAGCGUGGACGAGGUGCCCGUGCAGACCGUGCUGCCCAACUACAACACCUUCAUGGAGUUCGCAUCCGUCAGCAACAUGAUGGCUACAGGACGGUCUGCCUUACAGAAGAGAGUGAUGGCUCUGCUCCGAAGGAUAGAACAUCCCACUGCUGGCAAUACUGAGGCUUGGGAAGACACUCAUUCGAAAUGGGACCAGGCAACAAAGCAGAUCCUCAAUCACCCUAAAAACAAGGUUGAAGAUGGACAGGAGUGGAUCAACAUGACAGGGUUCCUGUGUGCGCUGGGCGGUGUGUGUCUGCAGCGGCGUGCGGCCCCGGCGCCCGGCACCUACAGCCCCCCUAUGGGGCCCCUGGGGGCCUCCUCGGAGCGCAAGGGCUCCAUGAUCUCCAUGGGCUCCUGUGAGGUGGGCACGGAGAGCUCGCUGGGACGGUUCCUGGACCGGCUGCUCUCGCUGAUGGUGUGCAACCAUGAGCGGGUCGGCGUGCAGAUCCGCAACAACAUCAAGGACCUGGUGGGCCUGGAGCUCAGCCCAGCCCUCUACCCCAUGCUCUUCAACAAGCUCAAGAACAGCAUCGGCAGGUUCUUCGAGACGCAGGGGCCGGUCCCCAUUAAUGACACUAACACACAGUUUGUGGAGCAGACCAUUGCCAUCAUGAAGAACCUGCUGGACAGCCGAACGGAGGGCAGCUCAGAGCACCUGGGACAGGCCAGCAUAGAGACCAUGAUGCUCAACCUGGUCCGGUACGUCCGUAUCCUAGGCAACAUGGUGCAUGCCAUCCAGAUCAAGACCAAGCUGUGCCAACUGGUGGAGGUGAUGAUGGAGAGGAGAGACGACCUGUCCUUCUGCCAGGAGAUGAAGUUCAGAAACAAGAUGGUGGAGUACCUCACAGACUGGGUGAUGGGAACCUCCAAUCAAGCUGCAGAUGAUGACAUCAAGUGUCUGACACGGGACCUGGACCAGGCCAGCAUGGAGGCGGUAGUGUCUCUGCUAGCCGGCCUGCCUCUGCAGCCCGAGGAGGGGGACGGAGUGGAGCUCAUGGAGGCCAAGUCGCAACUCUUUCUCAAGUACUUCACUCUCUUCAUGAACCUGUUGAACGACUGCAGUGAGGUGGAGGACGAUGGGCAGCAGGUGGCGGGCCGCAAGAGGGGCAUGUCUCGCCGCCUGGCGUCCCUGCGCCACUGCACCGUGCUCGCCAUGUCCAACCUGCUCAACGCCAACGUGGACAGCGGACUCAUGCACUCUAUAGGCUUGGGCUACCAUAAGGACUUGCAGACGCGAGCCACCUUCAUGGAGGUGCUGACCAAGAUCCUGCAGCAGGGCACGGAGUUCGAUACGCUGGCGGAGACCGUCCUGGCCGACCGCUUCGAGCGGCUGGUGGAGCUGGUCACCAUGAUGGGCGACCAGGGGGAGCUGCCCAUUGCCAUGGCACUGGCCAAUGUGGUGCCCUGCUCACAGUGGGAUGAGUUGGCGCGUGUGCUAGUGACUCUGUUCGACUCGCGGCACCUCCUCUACCAGCUGCUGUGGAACAUGUUCUCCAAGGAGGUGGAGCUGGCCGACUCCAUGCAGACACUCUUCAGAGGAAACAGUCUGGCCAGCAAGAUCAUGACCUUCUGCUUUAAGGUGUACGGAGCAGCGUAUCUCCAGAAGCUGCUGGAACCUCUUCUCAGAGGAGUGAUCACCACGCCAGAGUGGCAGCAGAUCAGCUUUGAAGUGGACCCCACCAGACUGGAGCCCGUGGAGAACCUGGAGGAGAACCAAAAGAACCUGUUGCAGAUCACCGACCGCUUCUUCCUGGCCAUCAUCAACUCCUCCAGCGAGUUUCCUCCUCAGCUCCGCAGCGUCUGCCACUGCCUCUACCAGGCUACUUGCCAUUCUCUGCUGAAUAAAGCCAGAGUAAAAGAGAAAAAGGAAAACAAAAAAUCAGUGGUGAGUCAGCGUUUCCCCCAGAACAGCAUCGGGGCAGUGGGCAGUGCCAUGUUCCUGCGCUUCAUCAACCCGGCCAUAGUGUCCCCGUACGAGGCCGGCAUCCUGGACAAGAAGCCUCCGCCCAGGAUAGAGCGGGGGCUCAAACUCAUGUCCAAGAUCCUGCAGAGUAUCGCCAAUCACGUCCUGUUCACUAAAGAGGAACACAUGAGGCCUUUCAACGACUUUGUGAAGAGCAACUUUGACGCAGCUAGGCGGUUUUUCCUGGACAUCGCCUCCGACUCGCCCCCCAGUGACUCGGUCAACCACAGCCUGUCGUUCAUCAGCGACGGUAAUGUCCUCGCCUUACAUCGCCUCCUCUGGAACAACCAGGAGCGGAUAGGACAAUACCUGUCAAGCAGCAGAGAUCACAAAGCAGUCGGUCGGAGGCCCUUUGACAAAAUGGCGACGCUUCUUGCUUACCUUGGCCCUCCGGAGCACAAGCCCGUGGCAGACACCCACUGGUCCAGUCUCAACCUCACCAGCUCCAAGUUUGAGGAGUUCAUGACAAGGCACCAGGUACAUGAAAAGGAGGAGUUCAAAGCCCUGAAGACCCUCAACAUCUUCUAUCAGGCUGGGACCUCAAAGAGCGGGAAUCCUGUCUUCUACUACGUGGCACGGAGGUUCAAAACAGGCCAGAUCAACGGUGACCUCCUCAUCUACCACGUCCUCCUGACCCUCAAGCCCUACUACGCCAAGCCCUACGAGAUCGUGGUGGACCUGACGCACGUGGGCCCCAGCAACCGCUUCAAGACCGACUUCCUGUCCAAGUGGUUCGUGGUGUUCCCGAACUUCGCCUACGAGAACGUGGCCGCCGUGUUUGUCUACAACUGCAACACAUGGGUGCGCGAGUACACCAAGUACCACGAGCGGCUGCUGACGGGCCUCAAGGGGAGCAAGAAGCUGCUCUUCAUCGACACCCCCGCCCGGCUGGCCGAUCACAUCGAGCCGGACCAGCAGAAGCUGCCCGCCGCCACGCUCACCCUGGAGGAGGACCUCAAGGUCUUCCACAACGCCCUCAAGCUGGCACACAAGGACACCAAAGUCUCCAUCAAGGUGGGCUCCACAGCGGUGCAGGUGACGUCAGCUGAGCGGACACGGGUCCUGGGCCAGUCAGUAUUCCUCAACGACAUCUACUAUGCCUCCGAGGUGGAGGAGAUCUGCCUGGUGGACGAGAGCCAGUUCACGCUGACCAUUGCCAACCAGGGCACGCCGCUGACCUUCAUGCACCAGGAGUGCGAGGCCAUCGUCCAGUGCAUCAUCCACAUCCGCACGCGCUGGGAGCUCUCGCAGCCCGACUCCAUACCCCAGCACACCAAGAUCCGGCCCAAGGACGUGCCGGGCACCCUGCUCAACAUUGCACUGCUCAACCUGGGCAGCUCCGAUCCCAGCCUCCGGUCCGCUGCCUACAACCUGCUUUGUGCCUUAACGUGUACGUUUAACCUGAAGAUCGAGGGGCAGCUGCUGGAGACGUCGGGGCUCUGCAUCCCGGCCAACAACACGCUCUUCAUCGUGUCCAUCAGCAAGACGCUGGCGGCCAACGAGCCUCACCUCACCCUGGAGUUCCUGGAGGAGUGCAUCUCCGGCUUCAGCAAGUCCAGCAUCGAGCUGAAGCACUUGUGUCUGGAGUACAUGACCCCCUGGCUCCUCAACCUGGUGCGCUUCUGCAAGCACAACGACGACGCCAAACGCCAGAGGGUCACCGCCAUCCUGGACAAGCUCAUCACCAUGACGAUCAACGAGAAGCAGAUGUACCCCUCCAUCCAGGCCAAGAUCUGGGGCAGCCUGGGGCAGAUAACAGACCUGCUUGACGUGGUGCUGGACAGCUUCAUAAAGACCAGUGCCACAGGAGGCCUGGGCUCCAUCAAGGCCGAGGUGAUGGCAGACACCGCCGUGGCUCUGGCGUCGGGAAACGUCAAGCUGGUGUCCAGCAAGGUGAUUGGGCGCAUGUGUAAGAUCAUCGACAAGACGUGCCUGUCCCCGACGCCCACACUGGAGCAGCACCUGAUGUGGGACGACAUCGCCAUCCUGGCGCGCUACAUGCUCAUGCUGUCCUUCAACAACUCGCUGGACGUGGCGGCCCACCUGCCCUACCUCUUCCACGUGGUCACGCUGCUGGUGGCCACCGGACCCCUGUCUCUCAGGGCCUCCACGCACGGCCUCGUCAUCAACAUCAUACACUCCCUCUGCACGUGCUCACAGCUCUGCUUCAGCGAGGAGACCAAGCAAGUCCUUCGUCUGAGCCUGACGGAGUUCUCGCUGCCCAAGUUCUACCUUUUGUUUGGCAUCAGUAAGGUGAAAUCGGCCGCGGUCAUCGCCUUCCGCUCCAGCUACCGAGACCGCUCCUUCUCACCGGGCUCCUACGAGAGGGAGACUUUCGCUCUGUCGUCUCUAGAGACAGUCACCGAGGCUCUUCUGGAGAUCAUGGAGGCUUGCAUGAGAGACAUCCCAGGCUGCAAGUGGCUGGACCAGUGGACUCAACUGGCCCAGAAGUUUGCGUUCCAGUAUAACCCGUCUCUGCAGCCGCGGGCGCUGGUGGUGUUCGGCUGCAUCAGUAAGCGGGUGACUCAUGGCCAGAUCAAGCAGAUCAUCCGCAUCCUCAGCAAGGCCAGCCCCCUGCUCAGCAUCGACCGAGGUCUGGAGUGCUGUCUAAAAGGCUCUGAUAACUACAACAGCCAGGUUCUCAUCGAAGCCACAGUCAUCGCCCUGACCAAGCUGCAGCCCCUAUUGCCCAAGGACUCCCCCAUGCACAAGGCGUUGUUCUGGGUGGCGGUGGCCGUGCUGCAGCUGGAUGAGGUGAACCUGUACUCUGCUGGGACAGCUUUGCUGGAGCAGAACCUGCACACACUAGACAGCCUGCGGGUCUUUAAUGACAAGAGUCCUGAGGAGGUGUUCAUGGAGAUCCGAAAGCCCCUGGAGUGGCACUGUAAGCAGAUGGACCACUUUGUGGGCCUCAACUUCCCCUCAAACUUCAACUUUGCCCUCGUCGGCCACUUGCUGAAAGGCUACAGACACCCCUCCUCCAGCACGGUGGCACGGACGGUGCGCAUCCUCCACACGCUGCUGGGCCUGGUGGCCAAGCACAUGGGCUGUGAUAAGUUUGAAGUCAACACCCAGAGCGUGGCCUACCUAGCAGCUUUGCUGACGGUCUCAGAAGAGGUGCGAGGCCGCUGCAGUCUGAAGCACAGGAAGUCACUGCUAAUCUCGGACGUCACCAUGGAGAAUGUUUCCAUGGACACCUUCUCUGUGUACCACGACUCAGGAUGCCGGACGCUGAGGGAGAACCAGCCCUGGACGUCUCCCAAGGUGACGGAGCGCUACCUGGCAGCCCACUACCCCACCGUGGGACAGAUCAGCCCCCGCACACGCAAGUCCAUGAGCCUGGACAUGGGUCAGCCCUCGCAGGCCAACACCAAGAAGCUAUUAGGGACGAGGAAGAGUUUUGAUCACUUGAUCUCGGACGCCAAAGCACCAAAGAGACCAGACAUGGAGUCGGGUAUGACCACACCCCCCAAGAUGAGGAGGGUGGCUGAGAACGACUACGAGAUAGAGACCCAAAGAAUAGCCAACUCCCAUCUCCGCAAGGUGUCCGUGUCCGAGUCCAAUGUGCUCCUGGACGAGGAGGUGCUGCAGGACCCCAAAAUUCAGGCCCUCCUCGUCACCGUGCUGGCAACCUUGGUGAAGUACAGCACGGACGAGUUCCACCAGAGGAUUCUGUACGAGUACCUGGCCGAAGCCAGUGUUGUCUUCCCGAAGGUGUUCCCUGUUGUGCACACGCUGCUAGACUCCAAGAUCAACAACCUGCUGUCCAUGUGCCAGGACCCCAACCUGCUGAACCCCAUCCACGGCAUCGUGCAGAGCGUGGUGUUCCACGAGGAGUCGCCCCCACAGUACCAGCCCCUAUACCUGCAGAGCUUUGGCUUCAACGGACUCUGGAGGUUCGCCGGUCCCUUCUCCAAGCAAACGGCGGACUACGGGGAGCUGGUGGUGAAGUUCCUGGACGCGCUGAUCGACACCUACCUGCCAGGCCUGGAGGAGGAGGCCAGUGAGGAGUCCCUGCACACGCCCACUUCCCCGUACCCCCCGCCCACCCAGAGCCAGCUCUCCAUCACCGCCAACCUCAACCUCUCCAACUCCAUGACCUCGCUGGCCACCUCGCAGCACUCACCAGCGUCUCUUCCGAGCUCUAAGUCGGCCGUUUUCCCGCAGCAUCUCGUCCUGCCAGGUAUCGACAAGGAGAACGUGGAGCUGUCCCCCACCACAGGCCACGCCAACAGCGGCCGCAUGCGGCACGGCUCCGCCAGCCAGGUACAGAAACAGCGCAGCGCCGGCAGCUUCAAAAGGCCCAGUAUUAAGAAGAUCGUCUGAUGGACGGACAGAGGAGAUAUCAGAUCCUGGCAAGAGGGGGCAAGACAAGUGACAAAAGGACUGUCGCCCCCAGCAAGCUCCUCUCCUCCUCCCCUCUCUGCUUCCUCUUCCUCUGUUUACCCACCAUUCUUUUUUUCAAAUCCCCCUUUUAGUUCAGUCUACCAGCUUUUAGUGUUUGGUGCAGAUCCAUCCACAGAACCGAACCGAGGGAAAAGCGAAAUAGAUUGAAAUCAUAGAGACGGUCGGAGAUGGACAUCGUGACUCAAACGGCUCUGUGACGUAACAGCCAAACAAAAGAAAAGAGUGAGGGAGGCUCAUGGGGUGAAUCAUUCAGAGAGAAGAGAGAACGGGUAGAGUUCAAAUUGCACAGUUAUGUUCUUGUUCAACAGUUGAGGCCCUUGGUGUUUUGGUUUUCCCCCCUGACCCUGGACCAGAGAGCCUGGAAUCUCUGCUUGGACACAACUUUCAACCCUUAGUUUUAAGAAAUGAAGGAACUCGGAUGAACAUUGUUUGACAUUAAUAUCCUGAAGUUACUUAAACACCAAGGAAAGGCAAGAUGACCUCUCUCAGGCUGCCUAGUACUAAAUACAAAACAUCAAACACACACACACACAAAACAAAAAAAGGAAGAAACGUGAGACUCUGCCUAUCAGUUUGGCUUCAGAUGCUCUUGCUGACAGACUGCCCAUUAUGUCAAGAAAGCCCCGUUCCCUAAACCCCUCCUUGGAUAAAGAAGGCACAGUGUCUUCUUCUAGACUACAAAACAGAAGAUGCUGUUAGGAACUCUGAUAUUCACAGUUUUGGAAACCUGGUGGGUGAGGUAUGGGGACGGGAGAUUAUGCCAACCUAUCUCACCCAGGCUGUACAUAUAUGAAGGUCUUACAAAGGUAUGAGUGUGUAAAUAAUUACAGGUUACAAAAUUGCAAGACUGCUCGCAUAUAUUGGGGUGUCGUUUUAUUCAUAGUGUGCCUUCAUCAGAGUUUUCAAAUGUCUGUAGUUUGAAACGAGAGGGAAAAUGAAGUUUAAAAAAAAAAAAAAACUUGUCGAGGAAGGGAAAUAACAGGUACAAAUAGGUACCACAGAUUCGUCUUUUCGUUUUCUUUUUUUUUUCUUUUUUAUUGUCAAUAUAGCUUGAGAGCUGCACUGUACAACAGUACAGCUCAUUAUUCUAUGACAGUCAGAACUAUUCCAGACAUAAUUACUCUGCCUGAACAAGUACUUCUCUUGUAACGAUACUCCUGUCUGUCGAGUAAGGAUGGGGGCUCAGGCUCUCCUUCUCCUCCUUUUCCUUUUAUGCAUUGUUCAUCCACUUACACCGAUAGCAAGACACUAACAAAAUAUAUAGAUCAAUGCAAAAAAAAUGUAUAUAGUGCGAAAGGCUUUACAUUAUGGGUGAGGAAUGAGGUGAUUUGUUUACAGUCUGGUGGUGUUGACCAGGAAAUCAGUGUAAUAUGCAAAAAAAAAAAAAUCCAAAAUAAGUAUGGCAUGAGAACUUUGGGUUUUUUAUCUUCAUCCAUAUAAAGGAACAAUCAAACCAGUUGCUUUUUAGAAGUUAACCAGAACAGAUGGUGAAGAAAGUCUGUUUCCACGCAUUGGUUAAAAAAAGACAUGUUAAAUUUUGUGUGUAAGGGCAUCAGAAUUUUCUUUUGGUCACUUUUUCGUGUGGUUAAUGCUGAUGUGUGAUGGCAGCCCGCUGUAGUUCAUUCACACUGCAAGUCAGUCUCAAAGCAGGAAGAGUAAAGUAAAGUAAAGGACUUGAUGUAACCAAGGUUUUGACUGAGAUGUGUUUGAACACAAAAUCCUCAAUGCAUGGCAGCAAACCUAGCGACACUGCACCAAAGACUAUAUUUGCACUAUGGCAAAAUGAUCAUUUAAGUUUGAGGUGACAUAAGUGCUCUCAGUGGAUAAUUGAACUAGGAAAGGCUUGUAACAAGUUACCACUGUAGCUCUGACCGAACCUGAAUGGAUACGUCUGAAAUUGUCUCUGCCAUUGUUUUCCUUUUUUAUUUCUUGAGCUUUGAAUGUUUUGCUUUUUUUGUUGACACCAUUACUGACCUGCAGUGAUGUUGCAUAUAUGCUUAAAAAAACAUGGGAUUUUUUUGCCUUGUAGUUUCUGUGAAAAGGGAGACUACCAGGCAAUGAAAUACAAAAGGUUGGUAGAAUACAGACUAUUAGUUGACCUUGUGACAUGACUAUCUUGACAUUGUUUCUGAUUAUGAUGUGGAUGUGGUGGUCUUCGUAAAAUCAAAGGGAAUAUAAGGUUAUGGGAAUUAUCUAGUAUCAUUGCAAACCUGGCCCAGUCUCUGAAACCAAAUUUAUUCGUAAAGUGUAAAAACAUGUUUAAAGAGAAUAUGUAUAAGCUAUUUCUGACCACUAUAAUUUGAUUUAAUCAUGAUUUCUUUGAUAGUUGA